AUGCUGUGUCUCCGCCUCACCACACUGCUUGUGCUGGUGCUGGGGGUCAGCCUGGGGGCUGCCUUUCCCCACAACACCCUGAGGAAGGGCUGCAGCCUGUUCAAGUACAAGCAAGUCACGUUCGAUGAGAAGAAGGCUGUGAAGAAGAUGCAGAAGGAGUUUCGCAACAUCAGGCAGCCGGGCCGCAACUGCGACACCGGGCUCUUGGAUCGGAAGUGGAUGUCGGCACACCUGUCGGUGCCCGACCGAGUGGUGCUGGUGGAAGCCGAGCUGAACUUCACCAUCACGAUGCUGCAGCUCUCCACCCACCCUGGCUUCACCAAGAUGCGCCAGCGGCCCCUGGCCUUCCUCGCCCAAGCCCGGGAGGAUCUGCGGGGCUGUGUGGCUCCCUCGCAUCAGCCCUCUGGGGAACUGAGCCAGUGGCUGCAGAACCUGCAGGUGGCCAUGAAUAUGAACACCGGCUGCCUGGAGGACUAUGCUGUCCGCCACGUCUUUGAAGUGCUGGAAGACCUGAACUGCGCUGCCCUCCAAGAGCAAUGCUCUUAGCACCCGCCACCGGCCCCAAAGGACACCCUGAGGACCGCGAAAAACAACUGCUAUUGCAUCACUGUACUGUACUUAAGCCUUUUUCUUACUCAUGUGAGCUCAGGGAACAAUUUUUUUUCACAGUCUUUUAAAUUAUUGGGGUUUAUUGUGUACUUAUAAAUGGCUCAGGAGGAGCUGAAGAAAUGCCCCUCCUGAAAGAAUGGC
Molecule: messenger RNA, 750 nt
Organism: Chiroxiphia lanceolata (lance-tailed manakin)
Lineage: Eukaryota; Metazoa; Chordata; Aves; Passeriformes; Pipridae
Product: interferon lambda-3-like
Exons: 5
Coding region: 1-546 (181 amino acids)
Biological process (GO): innate immune response; cell surface receptor signaling pathway via JAK-STAT; defense response to virus
Molecular function (GO): cytokine activity
Source: RefSeq, a predicted model, not a curated record